UAUUAUCUGGUUGGGGACAGUCUUGUUACUGCUGGUUUGAUGACAGAUCAGAGGUCUGGGGAGAGAAAUUGAUUGGUUGUAACACUCACCUGUUGUUGUUAUGGCCUCCAGUCCAAGGACAUUAGCCCUCCCUCUACAAGUCCACAACCUCCCUGUGUGUCUCUCUCUCUCUUUAUCUCUUUCUGUGUGUGUGUGUGUGUGUGUGUGUGUGUGUGUGUGUGUGUGUGUGUGUGUGUGUGUGUGUGUGUGUGUGUGUGUGUGUGUGUGUGUGUGUGUGUGUGUGUGUGUGUGUGUGUGUGUGUGUGUGUGUGUGUGUGUGUGAGAGAGACAGCAAGUGUAGUCACACACUCCAUCGUGUUGGCGGGGAGGAGAGAACUGCUUACCUCAAUUCCAGAAUAAUUAUGGAGUGGAAAGAAAGAACAAUUAGCCAGCUGGGUAUUAUAAAACAAAGCAAUUAAUGUUAUGCUAAUAAGUCGAAUUUCCAGCAAUUGUCGAUCAUUUGCUAAUUAUUUGUUAAUUAGUCUGACUUUUUAGUGCAUCAAUUUAUGAGAGAUUAAUGAACAGACAGAUUCUGGUAUUUAACAAACUCUCUCGGCAGCAGUUGAGAGUUCUGUUCCUUCCUGCUGUGAUCGUAAUUGCUGUUAUGAAAAGUCAAACUCCAUUGAGACACUUUUACAACCAUGUCCUCUAGGGUAUCAUAUUCCUGGGACAACACACGAGGUCUCUGGGACAACACACGAGGUCUCUGGGACAACACACAAGGUCUCUGGGACAACACACGAGGUCUCUGGGACAACACACGAGGUCUCUGGGACAACAUGAGGUCUCUGGGACAACACAUGAGGUCUCUGGGACAACACACGAGGUCUCUGGGACAACACAUGAGGUCUCUGGAACACAUGAGGUCUCUGGGACAACACACGAGGUCUCUGGGACAACACAUGAGGUCUCUGGGACAACACAUGAGGUCUCUGGGACAACACAUGAGGUCUCUGGGACAACACAUGAGGUCUCUGGGACAACACAUGAGGUCUCUGGGACAACACAUGAGGUCUCUGGGACAACACAUGGGGUCUCUGGGACAACACACGAGGUCUCUGGGACAACACAUGAGGUCUCUGGAACACAUGAGGUCUCUGGGACAACACACAAGGUCUCUGGGACAACACAUGAGGUCUCUGGGACAACACAUGAGGUCUCUGGGACAACACAUGAGGUCUCUGGGACAACACAUGAGGUCUCUGGGACAACAUGAGGUCUCUGGGACAACACAUGAGGUCUCUGGGACAACACAUGAGGUCUCUGGAACACAUGAGGUCUCUGGGACAACACAUGAGGUCUCUGGGACAACACAUGAGGUCUCUGGGACAACACAUGAGGUCUCUGGGACAACACAUGAGGUCUCUGGAACACAUGAGGUCUCUGGGACAACACACAAGGUCUCUGGGACAACACAUGAGGUCUCUGGGACAACACAUGAGGUCUCUGGGACAACACAUGAGGUCUCUGGGACAACACAUGAGGUCUCUGGGACAACACAUGAGGUCUCUGGGACAACACAUGAGGUCUCUGGAACAACACAUGAGGUCUCUGGAACACAUGAGGUCUCUGGAACACAUGAGGUCUCUGGGACAACACAUGAGGUCUCUGGGACAACACAUGAGGUCUCUGGGACAACACAUGAGGUCUCUGGGACAACACAUGAGGUCUCUGGGACAACACAUGAGGUCUCUGGGACAACACAUGAGGUCUCUGGGACAACGUAAACCUUCCGCAACAGCAGCGUAAUACUCACUAUCUAGCCUACGUUUCAUUACUGUGGGAUCCUCUAACUCUAAGAUGCUGUAUGUCCUUUUUUCCUUGAUUCAACUAGGUUGUUUGUCACAUUAAAUGUGUUAAUGAGGAUGA
This is a messenger RNA of Oncorhynchus keta (chum salmon), 1908 nucleotides long. RefSeq names its product seminal vesicle secretory protein 2-like. Gene Ontology annotation, molecular function: protein binding. The transcript has 7 exons. Bases 681 to 1766 code for a protein of 361 amino acids. The record is from RefSeq and is a predicted model, not a curated record. Lineage: Eukaryota; Metazoa; Chordata; Actinopteri; Salmoniformes; Salmonidae.